Rotaria socialis is the source of this 951-nucleotide messenger RNA. Lineage: Eukaryota; Metazoa; Rotifera; Eurotatoria; Philodinida; Philodinidae. The record is from the annotation of a GenBank genome assembly.
AUGAAUUCCUAUGAAUUAUUCUCUCAUCCAGAUCGAUUUUCAUAUCGCGCUCGUUUAAUAUCGGGUGCAACAUUCGUUUUUAUUUCAUGUCUAGCAUUAACUUACUUACCACCAUUUUUAUUAACUUAUUAUACAGGUGAAUUUUGGACACAAGAAUCUGUUUAUAGUGAACAACCACGUCUUAGUAAUAGAACAAAAUAUAUUCUUAUAGUUGAUAAUGAUAAUGUGAAUAAUUAUAAUUUUUUUCUAUCAUCUUAUUCAACAUUGAAUAACAAUUUGAAAGACGUGCUUCUUUCUGGAUAUGAAACUGAAUCAUCAUAUGACAUUGAUGGUGACGGUUUACUUGAUCAAUUUCGUAUAUCAUUUAAUUUAAUUUUUCCACAGACGAGUGUUGUUAUUCGUAAUAUUAAUAUUUGGUUAAUAUUUGAAUAUGAAUUAAGUGAUAAACAACUCGUUAAUAUGGAAACAAUGGCACUUAUAAAUAUUGUUCCACCUUCAACAUUUACUCCAAGUAAUAAUAAGAAUCUAACUGUUUAUGGUCAACUAAUAUUUGAGCAACGACAAACAGUAAGAGAUUCUGGCUCUGACAAUACAUAUAAUAAAGCAAUUAUUAAUGCAACAAGUUCAACAUCAACACCUGAUCUUCAAUCGAUUCUUGAUGAGUAUUUUACACGAAAAUAUUAUACAUCAUAUGAAACGCAAUAUACAUGGAUAACACCUCAAACGACAGUUGUUGCGAAUACGGUAGCAAUUAAUGUUGUUGUUAAUAUUGGAAGACAAGCAAUUCUAUAUACACCAGGAUUUUGGCAACAAUUUAAAUGGGGUUGGAUACAAUAUAUAUGUGUACUUGCGCCAUUUCUGAUUGUAUUCGGUCGAUUGAAAUUAUUUGUUUUUUCGAAUCAUCUUGUACUAACAUUGUUUCCCUUGCCAUAUCAUCAACAUAAAGCGUAG